AUGAAUGAUCUUGCUGAAGUUGAAUUUCUUAUUAAAAAUCUUCAUGAGAAUUCAGAAAUCAUUGUAUAUUUUGCUAUUAAUAAAACAACAAAUGAAAACUUUCUUAAUGGAAUAUUUUGGGCCUAUCAUAUUAGCUUUACCUACUUUUCAAAAGGACAUAAUGUUAUUAUUAUAGAUGUGAUAUAUAAAACAAAUUGGUUUAAUAUGCCAUUAGUUGUAAUUUGCUUUGUAGAUACAUAUAGAUCAACAUAUAUACUUGCUUUAGCCUUAAUUAGUCAAGAAACAACUGCACAUUAUACAUGGGUAUUGGAAUGUUUUAAGAUGUCUUUGGUUAAUCUUACAGAAAAUGAAACUAAUUUAAAAUCUAAAUUAAGAAAUCAAUAUGAUGAUUUUAUUAAGAAAUUUAUGAUAAUUACAAAUUAUGAAGAAGAUAUUGAACUGAUAGAUCAGAAGAUAAAUGCAUUAUUACAAAACUAUUUAGCAGCAACUAACUAUAUAACAUCAACUUGGUUUAUAUAUCAACAUUAUUGA
Cetraspora pellucida is the source of this 531-nucleotide messenger RNA. The record is from the annotation of a GenBank genome assembly. NCBI's taxonomy places the organism in Eukaryota, Fungi, Glomeromycota, Glomeromycetes, Diversisporales, Gigasporaceae.